CAAACACCACCAAGAAAAGACAAACAUGGGAUUCUCCGCAAAGCUCUGUUGUCUUGUGAUUGUUGUAGCUGCCGUUGUUGCUGCCGCUGAUGCGUUUUCCGUCAGACAAGAGGACUUGGAUGCCGCGGUGAAGCUUGUUGAAGAGUUGAGGACUUUGGAACAGGGAGAUGACGUAGUGGCUGAUGAUGUAUCCGCCGGGACGUCGGCAGAGGUCGCCGACGCCAAUUCUCAAGUUGACGACGUGGCCGCCGUGGUGGACGAAGAACUUGGUGUUGAUGGUGGCAACACUGGUGAUGACGGAGUACAGAAAGAUUUACCUGGAGAUCGUGGUAAGCAUUUGGGGGCUCACCUAAAAGCCGCACGCGAUGAGAUAAAACAACUGAUGACCGACCUGAAAGACGGAAGCGAAGAUCUGAUUGAAAAGAUACAGGAUGCUCUAAAUGAAAUGGACGUCAUCUUUAACAAAAUAAUUAAAGACGACGUCCUGCCAGCCGAGAAUCCUGCAGGGGGACGACCCGAUGGAGGAAAUGGCGUCGAUAAUGGCGGACUGGCCAGACGAGGUUUCUUCAGUAAUAUUGCCAAGAAGUUGAAGAAUGUACAGACGUACAUGAAAAAGGCGGCAAGCAAAGUCGCCGAUAAGGCUAAAGCAAUUAGCGAGAAGAUUUCUGAUGUGGCAAGCAAGGCGGCGGGAAAAGUGAAAAAAGCUGGCAAGAAAGUGAAGUCUUGGUCCGAACGACAAAGGGAAGCUUUCAUCGAUCGUCUGAGAAAACUGUUGUCCGGAAAAUAAAUCAGAUUAAUAAAGAAACCAUAAAUAUGCGUGUGUCCGGAGAAGAGGAGGGUCAUUGACAGUCAUUACAAUAGCUGUAUCACCCAGACUGAACUCUUUUUGCCAUACCUUCCCACCGUCUCUGGUUAAGAUGUUGAAAGUCAAGUAAAAAUUAAUUUGUUUUUCUUUUUGCUUCUUUUUUUAAAAUUGAUUUUGUAGUAAUUUGCUUGCUUUCAUAUUGAAUUUGUCCCACGUAUCAAAGCGUAUGUUUAAAAGUGAUUUUUUUUUUAUG
Messenger RNA from Gigantopelta aegis, 1058 nucleotides. RefSeq lists its product as uncharacterized. Bases 26 to 787 code for a protein of 253 amino acids. The record is from RefSeq and is a predicted model, not a curated record. Lineage: Eukaryota; Metazoa; Mollusca; Gastropoda; Neomphalida; Peltospiridae. The transcript is spliced from 2 exons.